UCAAGAACUGACGUAGCAGCCCUAAUAUUGCGGAUCUUUUCUCAUGGCGACCACUGCCAAAGUAAUGAAUAGUGAUAGUGAGCGUUUAAGCACUGUAAAAUAAAUGUAAUAUCUUGAGCAUACAUGUAAAGUUGAAUUAGAAACUUAACGAAGGACGUAUCCCAGACGGAGAUGCACCAGGCAGCGGAGGCGGGCGACGAAAUCCGUCUGCGUCGCCUUCUUGAGGAAAUGCAAAAAGACAUCAGCAAACAAGACGAAAAUGGUCUCACGCCCCUCCAUCUGGCCGCUAAGAAGACACGCCUUCGGUGCUGUCAGAUCCUCCUUGACGUCAGCCACAAGGAAAUCAAUGUAAAGGACAGAUCAGGCAACACGCCCCUGUUACUCUGCAUCUCAAAUAAGCCGGGGUCGUUCGAAACGGCUAAAUUGCUCAUUUCGGAGGGCGCUAACGUCAAUUCUUCGAACAAAGCAAAAUUAACCGCUCUACAUACUGCGGCCGAACGUGGAAACCUGGAAGUUCUUCAUCUUCUCCUGCUGCAGAAGGACAUCGCGCUGAAUUCGGAAGAUUCAGAAAGGCACACACCCCCCCACCUGGCGUCCAAGGCGGGCCACUGGAAAAUCUGCCAAGCCCUUCUGCUGGCCGGUGCGGACGUGGCAGCUUGCAAUGUCCGCGGUCUGACGCCCCUGCACAUCGCCGCAAAAAUGGGUUUCUCGACACCAAGAGGUAGAUCUGUUCCUCCGAGACGCCAGUGGGAGCACAGCCUUGCACUACGCACGGACAGGCGGGAGUCGAAACACGUUGAACUCAUCCUGCUGAUGGCCCGGGAGAGGAGUCUGGACGUGGUGCGACUGGUUAAUGUGAGGAACGAAGCUGGGAUGACGGCUCUUCAUGUAGCCAUCGCGCGAGGAGAGAGGGAUAGCUGCAGGGCGCUCUUAAAGGCCGGGGCAGAUGCCACGAUAUCCUGUGAAUCCUUAGGCCCUCCGAUCAGCAUGGCAUCUCAGAGGGGACUGCAAGACAUGUGA
Penaeus monodon (black tiger shrimp) is the source of this 1020-nucleotide messenger RNA. RefSeq names its product serine/threonine-protein phosphatase 6 regulatory ankyrin repeat subunit B-like. Bases 172 to 1020 code for a protein of 282 amino acids. Gene Ontology annotation, molecular function: protein binding. The record is from RefSeq and is a predicted model, not a curated record. Lineage: Eukaryota; Metazoa; Arthropoda; Malacostraca; Decapoda; Penaeidae. The transcript has 2 exons.